This is a messenger RNA of Notothenia coriiceps (black rockcod), 5789 nucleotides long. It is a transcript of the gene yeats2, whose product is annotated as YEATS domain containing 2. Bases 169 to 4464 code for a protein of 1431 amino acids. Lineage: Eukaryota; Metazoa; Chordata; Actinopteri; Perciformes; Nototheniidae. Gene Ontology annotation, biological process: regulation of DNA-templated transcription. The transcript is spliced from 30 exons. The record is from RefSeq and is a predicted model, not a curated record.
AACUGUCCACCACUUAGUUAGCUUACUUGUCCACCUCGAGAUUUAGCAAUUUACUAAACACAAGUGUGGAAAUUGAUAUAGAAUAACUCAAAGGAUAUGUUCCCACUGAAUUAAAACACACGCCUCACACAGAGACGUUGCUCUGCAACACAGGGUGCUCCAGCAGCUAUGUCCGGGAUUAAAAGGAAAAUAGAAGACAAUGACCCCGAUUAUGAUGACAUUUCGCUGUUCCAAAACAGUAAGAGAAACAAAGCAGUUGAACAUAAUGCCCGAGAAGCAGCGGUACAGAAGAUUGAAACCAUCAUCAGAGAGCAGUUUUCUUUAGAGAUGAAGAACAAAGAGCAUGAGAUAGAUGUGAUAAGCCAGCGACUCAAUGAAGCCAGGAGGAUGAUGGACAAGCUAAGGGCAUGCAUAGUGGCCAAUUACUAUGCCAGCGCUGGAAUAAUAAAGCACCCAGAGCAUGCUUCUAAGAGUGACCCUGCCAUGCUGAACCAUCCAGCCAUCCGCCGGUUCCUAGAGUCCCCAUCCCGGUCCUCUUCCCCUCUCAAUCAGGGCUCUGAGACUCAGUCUCUGGCCCAGUCAGAGUCCGAGUCCCUCUCACAACAAGGAGAGGGGGCUGAGAGGGAAGGAGAGGGAGCAUGGAGAGAGGACGGCAGCAGGCAGGACCGCAGACCAGGGCGCAAUACCGGCAAGGACACAUUUGGUGUGCCAUUGUCUUCAGGAGCUGAGCAGAGGGUUACAUACCACCCUACCGGAAAUGAAGCCUCAAGACUGUAUGCAAAAAAGACAAUUGUUGUGGGGAAUGUUUCCAGGUACAUUCCCCCAGAUAAGCGGGAAGAAAAUGACCAGUCGACCCACAAGUGGAUGGUGUACGUCAGAGGCUCCAGGAGGGAACCCAGCAUCGACCACUUUGUAAAGAAAGUCUGGUUCUUCUUGCAUCCCAGCUACAAACCCAACGACCUAGUGGAAGUCAGUGAGGCUCCCUUUCAUUUAACACGUCGCGGCUGGGGGGAGUUUCCUGUGAGGAUCCAGAUCCACUUCAAUGACCCGCGCAACAAACGUAUCGACAUCAUCCACCAGCUAAAGCUGGACAGAACAUACACUGGGCUGCAGACACUCGGAGCAGAGACUGUGGUUGAUGUGGAGCUCCAUAGGAACUCUCUUGGGGAGGACUUCAUCCCUCAGCCCUCUUCCUCCAAGGUGACUCACAGAGCAGCCAGCCCCCCAACGGGCGCCUCCCUGCCCCAGAGUUAUGGACGCUCCAGUUCUCCAGUCCAACACGAUCCCAGUGUGGAUAAAGGUUUCAUCAAAGCGGAGAUGGGCAGGUCUGCAGGCGGCCAUAGCUCCGGCCUCACCGCUGGUGAACGCACCCCAACCCGACCCAAAGUUGCAGACAGGAUCACUCUGGGUACCCAUGGCAACUCUGCCUUCCAGCCCAUCACUGCCAGCUGUAAGAUUGUCCCUCAAGGACAGACGCCAAGCCCUGCUGAGUCUCCGGGGAAAUCGUUCCAACCAAUCACCAUGAGCUGUAAAAUAGUUUCAGGUUCUCCCAUCUCCACCCCGAGCCACUCCCCACUGCCUCGCACCCCCAUCACCUCCACCCCUGUCCACAGCAAGCAGGGCUCUUCAUCAGUCCUCAAUAACCCUUACAUCAUUGUUGACAAGCCCGGCCAGGUGAUCGGCAUGGCUUCCUCAUCCGCCGCUUCCACAGGAAGCCCCUCAGCCAAACAGUCUGUGGCCCAUGGCGCUCGCUCUCCAGCCCCCAAACUUCACUCCGGCACCUUCCUCUCAUCAGGGAUGAAGGUUAUUAUUAAGCAGGAGCCAGGGGAAGUUUCGACACAGCAGCAGCAGAUGGUUUCCACAGUAACCAGCCAGCAGCCUGCCGCUACAGCAGCACACCAGUUUGUCGCAGUGAAGGGAGGUCACAUGAUCUCCAUGUCGGCCCAGAAACAGACAGGAGGGGCCACGGGGACCACAACUGGCAAGAUGUUAGGCAUCCCAGUUAGCUCUACGCUCCAGUCUGCAGUCAAACAGGUAGCUAUCAGCAGUGGACAAAUUCUGGUCGCCAAGGGGAACCCUUCUGUAUCCAAGGUGAUGGGUGGGAAGCAGGUUUUGGCUCAGGGCCUCGCUAAAGCCAUCGUCAGCGGAGCCAGUGGGCUCUCUGGACAGCAGGCGGCUGCCAAGGCGACCGGGGGGUCAAGUGGCAAGAGUGGAGUGAUGGCUACUCUUCAGCUGCCAGCCAACAACCUGGCUAAUCUGGCCAACCUGCCUCCAGGCACCAAGCUCUACCUGACCACCAACAGUAAGAACCCGUCGGGGAAGGGGAAGCUGCUCCUCAUCCCACAGGGAGCCAUCCUGCGAGCCUCCAGCGCAGGUCAGCAGUCCCAGAGCAGCUCAUCGACCGGCGCUGGGGGCUCUCAGACCUCCUCUUCCUCCUCUUCAUCAUCCAGCAGUCUGCCUUCCAACCUGUCCUACACAUCCUACAUCCUCAAACAGACCCCACAGGGCACGUUUCUGGUGGGCCAGCCAGCACAGGGUUCAGGGAAGCAGGGGGGUUCCAGUUCAGCAAGCCAUGCAGCAUCAUCUCCGGCAAAUGUUACCCAGCAGGCCAUCCGGGUGACAGCGGGACAGAAGGCUGCUAUCCUGGCUCAGGUGGUGGGCGGCUCCCAGGGUGCCCAGGUGAAGUUGUCCGACGGCUCUGUUAAGACGGUCACCGCGGCAGCAGCAGGCCACUUGUCCAAGCCCGGGACGACCACACUGAGGAUGACAGGCGGAGUCAUCACUGCCACCUCCUCCACCCCCGGCCCCGUCAGCGCCGCAGCAGCCGGUCAACAACAGGCUGCCGAUGGCGGGAAACCUGCCUCUCAGCAUCACUCGCUCCUGGUGGCAGCCAAUCAAGCGGCAGUGAUCAAUGCAGCUAAGAGCGCCUGUGCUGCAGCAGCUGCGGCCGCUGGAGGCAGCCUGUCCAAGGCGGCCGUGGCCUCGCUGGUCAAGGGAGCCGGAAACUCUGCCACCAUGACGAAAAGUGCUGCAGGCUCAACUGGAGCUUUAGUUACUGUGGCCAAAGGCAUUACCAACAUGCCUGUGGUCAGCAUGUCCAAGGCUGCAGGGGCGGGGACUGUGGGGGGUGUGCCCAAGAGCAGCGGCAAGCCAUUGGUCAAUGCCGCCUCGCUGGUCACCGGAAUGGCAGCAGCAGGAGGAAAGACGGGUGCUACUCUCUCAGGCAUGCUGAAGAUCCACUCUGGAGGCUCCAGCUCUCAGCAGACAGUCUUAUCCAUCCCUGCCAACCAGCUGAAGCAGCUGGGGGGGGGCGGCGGCUCUGGAGGGGUGCAGCCCAUACUCAUGCCUGUUGGGAAAGUAAUGUCUAAAGGCCCAGUCUCCACUACUCCCUCCUCCACCCCUGGAGCAGCUGGAGCCUCCCAAAGUCCUGGCAGACAGGCGUCCCCCUCCCUUGCCCUGCCUCUGGCACAAGUGAAGACUGAGCCCGGCGCCGGCACAGCUGUCACAGCUGCUCCGUCUCCCCCGGCGACCGCUCCUGUCCCCACCUCUGCAGCUACGAUAGUCAAACAGGAGCAAGGGGCGGAUACCUCUGCUCACGAACUCAUCAACACUGAGCACAUAGAGACCCUGAUGCAGCUGCUGACAGCCGUGGUGAAGAAGUUCCCUCUUAUAGUGCCCGAUAAGACCGAAGACUCCCAUCCAUUCUGUGCCUCCUCAACAGAACAGUAUUAUUCCUGGACUAUUGGCAAGCGCAGAGCAUCAGAGCUUCAGCGGGCGGUGGCAGUAAAGCGGCUGGUCCAGGAUGUGUUGGACCGCUCGCCCCGCCUGCAGGCCCUCACCCCCCCAAAGACCAGAGAGGUGGUGCAGUGGUGCCGGCAGAGGGGCUACACGCCGCCUGACCUCGAGCCCCAACGCAAGAACGAAGACGAGUCCAUCGAGGACAUCCUCACGCAGAUAGACAACGAGCCCGAGUGCCCGACGACCCUGAGCAGCUGUGAGGAGCUGGUGCUGCGGCUGGAGCAGAUGCAGGCUCUGCUGAAGACAGAACCGGAGGAGGCAGACGACAGGAUAGUGGACAUCGUCACUGUGACCCCCCCAUGCCAGAAACUAAAGGUCAAAGAAGAGGAGCAAGAGGCUGAUGCUGAGCCCAAGUUCUUCCUGGGGCCAUGCAUGUCUGCUCAGUUUGUCAGUGACACAGCACAGCAGAUCGGGGUGAACUUCCAGCCAGUCGAGGUGGAGAAGAAUGUGUAUGCUCCAGUUGUUGAAGCCAUGAUUCUGAAGGCUACUGAACAGUUUGCCAGUGACAUCCUGAGAGAAGCUCUGGCUGGGGCGUACGCCAAAUCCCCUCAGAACAGGGCUCCGAGAGAGAUCACAGCCAUGAACAUCCACCAGGCGGUCAGUAGCGUCCCCACCUGUGACUUCCUCACCAACACGCACAUGGGUUACCUGUCCAAGGACAAUUGAGGCAUAACUAGAAGACAUUGACUGGUAACCGACCCCUACAGGGAUGUGAGGACUGUUCGACCUCCUGCUUAUGACAGAGAGACUCUUUGAAGUGCGAGAACAUUCACAUAUGGAUGUAGUCCUGUUGCCUCAGGUUGUGCAGUAAUAACUAAUGUACUGUAUUCAUUAACUUAAUUACAGAAGGGCUCAGCUUUCUCCUCACAGCAGCCGAAUAACAAUUCCUAACACUCUGGGUAAAUUGUAUCAUGUUAGUCCUAAUGUACCCAGAAGCAGCGUCGUGGGACCGGCGUCAUUUGAUUUUGAGAGGCUGUUGUGCGCUAGCUUACCUCAUAACAAGAUUAUUUUAAUGAUGAAGUGUUUCCUACUAGACAGCCACCUAGUCAGCAGGGGAAAUGAAGCCUGAGUGACUUACAAAAAAAACAAAACCUCAUCAGACAGCUGUCUCCCCCCCUUGAUUCUUCACCCUGCUCACAGGUUCAGUUGGCAGCGGAGGUGAAGCACAGAUUCACAGCGGGUUGUAAACACUAAUGAACAUCUGGGUAUUAGAGUUUCUUUCAAUCAAGUUGAUAGAAAUGUCUGGUGGGCAAAACAAGGAUUUUAUUCCAAAAGUGUCGUUGCUACAGCAACUGUUUGCGAACAUCCUUUGUUGUGUUUCAGUGUCACCUGCCUGCUGAAUUCUGGCUCUUACAAUACCGCUGUUGUUAAGGGUCCACGAGAAGAGGUAACGGAUUUUUGUUUCUUAUAUUUAAGUUGCAGCGUAUUAUGAAGGGUUGUAAAAAAAAAACAUGUCUGACUCUUAACUAGACAAAGUCUACUGAACAAAACAUGUCAUACAUAUCUGAAUAUUUAUCUACUCCCCCUUAAAAAUAGGUUCAGUUGAAAGUGCUUUUAAGUGUUUUGGUUGGCAACCAUAAUCAUGUGAUGUACACAGUAUAUAUGACCAAUUUGAAAUAGAUGGUGUUUUCAAAUCCUGUUUUAUUUUUUUAUCCAAUAACAAUAACUGCAAACAGUAAUGCCCUAACAGUAGUGAGUGUGUGUAUGAAUAUGUGCGUAUAGUGGAUGUAGUCAUCACAAAAGUGAAUGAAUUUGAUGGUAAGUGAGUGCGCUGUGUGUGUUUUGUGGGCUGAUGUAGUGUUGGUAAAUCUGUUUGAUGUGGAGCUUUGCAUUAUGUUAAUGUAAGGAUGAGUGGAAGUGUUUGGCCUGAGUGGUUGUGAUGCCUGUUCAACCAAAGUAGUGUAGAAGGUUACCAAACGUUGUAUUUUCAUGUUUCAGUGCAAAACCAAAAAUAUAAUCAAUAUUCUUGUAAUAAAAAAGGAAAAACUCGA